UAAUACCGGAAUUUCCCGUUCAGUUAUUUCGGUUUCAAUAGCAGCGUAGCAGUUUGUAGAACGAUUUUAGAUCUAGAUCUAGCUGUAAAAUUUACUGCAGUUAUCUUUGAAAUGCCUACACGAAUUCAGGUAAAGGUUGUUACAGAACAGAUACAAUAUUUGGAAGAACAGCUACAAGUUCUGGAACCUGUCAUUAAUUUUAUGAAAAAUGUUGUUACAAAAAGUAAGGCGUGGCUAGAAGAAAAAACUGACCAAUCAUCUGUCAGCUACAUCGAGCUAUCACAAAAACUGGACACAGCAGCUACGGCCUUGUUGGAUGUGACGUCACAUAUUUCUGAUGAAAAUAAUAAAACCUUGGACAAAACAUCAACCCAAUUUGAAAAGAUGCAAUUAAAGCACAGUGUUAUGUACAAACUCCUACAACAAAAGUUGAUGCCCAUUGACAGACUGAUUCAAAUCUUUAACCAGAACUUGGAAAAUAGGAAAGAGCGAAUAAAUAAGCUUGGUGAACUUGAAAAUACUAUUUCAAAGUUUCUCUGUGCUCCAGGAAAUGUUUCUAUUAGUUUUUCAUUCUCCUUCCCAGCCCACUUACUUUGUUCUUUCUUGACAAUAGCCCUCCUCAAACUCUUGUAUUGGUAG
This is a messenger RNA of Physella acuta, 639 nucleotides long. RefSeq lists its product as uncharacterized. The record is from RefSeq and is a predicted model, not a curated record. NCBI's taxonomy places the organism in Eukaryota, Metazoa, Mollusca, Gastropoda, Physidae.